Cyclospora cayetanensis is the source of this 885-nucleotide messenger RNA. RefSeq names its product 60S ribosomal protein L7a. The coding region runs from base 1 to 885 and encodes 294 amino acids. NCBI's taxonomy places the organism in Eukaryota, Apicomplexa, Conoidasida, Eucoccidiorida, Eimeriidae. The transcript is spliced from 5 exons. Gene Ontology annotation, biological process: ribosome biogenesis. The record is from RefSeq and is a predicted model, not a curated record. Gene Ontology annotation, cellular component: ribonucleoprotein complex.
AUGGCAGUGGGCUGUGGUACCCCAUCUCUUUGUUGGUUAUUGGCAUUGUUUUGGCUACCCGCCCACCCGCAAGCGCCGGCCGCUAACAAGCCUGCUGGAGGGGCUUCUAAGAAGAAGCUCCCUGCCAAUCCAGCUGGAAAGACUGUGAAGAAGGCAACAAAGUCCCUCAUUUUCCAGAAGACGCCCCGUAACUUCCGUAUUGGUUGCUGUAUUCAGCCCCGCCGCGAGCUUACCAGGUUCGUAAAAUGGCCCAAAUACAUCCUGCUGCAGCGGCAAAGGCGAGUGCUGAUGCAAAGACUCAAGGUGCCUCCUGCGAUCAACCAGUUCACCAGCACCCUUGACAAGAAUCAGACCCGCCAGUUGCUACGACUUUUGGCCAAGUACAAGCCCGAGACGCGGUGUGAAAAGAAGGCACGAUUGAUAGCGGAGGGGGAGAAGCAGUGUGGGGGCAGCCAGGCCACAAGCAAGAAGCCGGUGAUGCUGAAGUUUGGCCUGAAUCAUGUGACGGAUCUGAUUGAGAUAAAGAAGGCGAAGUUAGUGGUUAUUGCCCAUGACGUGACCCCCAUCGACCUCGUCUGCUGGCUUCCCGCCCUGUGCAGGAAAAAAGAUGUGCCAUAUUGCAUUGUUAAGGGAAAGUCAAGGCUUGGACAGCUUGUGCACAAGAAGGCAUGCGCUGUUGUUGCAAUCGACUCGGUUCGGAAAGAGGAUCAAGCGGAGUUGGAAGCUCAAUGCAAGAAUUACCGCUUGAUGUUUAACGACAAUACGGAACUCAGGCGGCGUUGGGGUGGCGGUCAGCUCGGCAUUAAGUCGCGUCAUGCCCAGGAGAAGAAGCAGAAGAUUAUUGAUGCUGAGUUGAGAAAGAAAGCAGGCCUACAAAUAGCCUAA